This is a messenger RNA of Centropristis striata (black sea bass), 2492 nucleotides long. It is a transcript of the gene erlec1, whose product is annotated as endoplasmic reticulum lectin 1. Gene Ontology annotation, biological process: endoplasmic reticulum unfolded protein response; retrograde protein transport, ER to cytosol. NCBI's taxonomy places the organism in Eukaryota, Metazoa, Chordata, Actinopteri, Perciformes, Serranidae. Bases 213 to 1676 code for a protein of 487 amino acids. Gene Ontology annotation, cellular component: endoplasmic reticulum lumen. The transcript is spliced from 14 exons. The record is from RefSeq and is a predicted model, not a curated record.
ACGUGGCAAGUACACAGAUCACUUCCUGUAUUAUUUUGUGCUGUGUUGACAUCCGUCUCAUACAGACAUAUCUUACGUCUGUCAAGCAGGACUUCCUGGGACUUUAUUAGCAGCUUUUAAUUCACUACUCAGGCCGUUGGCAGUGUGAGGUGAGCGGGCUGCUUUCUUACAUGAGGAGCGGUCUGUAGGCGCUCAGCAGCCGGACAGGAGAGAUGGAGGCUGGGCAGCUGCUACUGGUGUUUCUCGGGGGGCUGCUGGAGGUCUGCAACGGCGUCGCCACAAACAGAGGAGGGUAUCCCUCCUUUACUGACGAAAUCCCCUUUAAAAUCAGCUGGCCAGGACCUGAAUUCACGCUGCCAGCUACCGGGGUGCUGUACAAGGAGGACGACUUUGUUAUCAUGACAACAACGGAGAAGGAGAAGUAUAAAUGUCUGCUGCCUUCCCUGACAUCUGGAGAUGAGGAUGACGAGAAGGACUACACUGGGCCCAGCCCAGCCGAUCUGCUGGAGCCGCUAUUCAAACGAAGCAGCUGCUCGUACCGGAUUGAGUCAUACUGGACAUAUGAAGUAUGCCAUGGGAAGCAUAUAAGGCAGUACCAUGAAGAGAAGGAGACCGGCCAGAAAGUUAGUGUUCAAGAGUACUUUCUGGGGAACAUGGCACAGAAGAGCCAGUCAACAGAGACGGAUAAAGGAGAAGAGGCAGCCGAAACCGUCAAACCAGCAGUUGAAACUGAAGUGCCUACUAAGAAUAUAGAGGGUCAGCUGACUCCCUACUUCUCGUUGGAGAUGGGGAAUGGGACUCCCUGCGUGCUGAAACAGAACGAGGCUCGCUCCACAGCCGUGCUGUACGUCUGCCACCCAGAGGCCAGGCAUGAGAUCCUGUCUGUCGCCGAGGUUACCACCUGUGAAUACGAGGUGGUGGUGCUGACACCGCUGCUCUGCGCACACCCCAAAUACAGGUUCAAGUCGUCCCCGGUGAAUGCCAUCUUCUGCCAGGCUCUGGCCGGCUCCCCUUUGCGGCCCUUGCGGCUCGCCCAGUUGGACAAGGAGCAAGAGGAGCAGCUUAAACCGCCUUUCACCGCCACCACGGAGACCAGAGAGGAGGAGACCAACCAACCGGUGAGAGAGGAAGCCUUCACCUCCACUCACAAACCCAUGGCUGUGGGAGGGCAGGCGCAGGUCACUGUCGGCACCACUCACAUCUCUCGUUUGACGGACGACCAGCUAAUUAAGGAGUUCCUCAGUGGCUCGUACUGUCUGCAUGGGGGGGUUGGGUGGUGGAAAUAUGAAUUCUGUUACGGAAAACAUGUCCAUCAGUACCAUGAGGAUAAAGAGCAAGGAAAGAACAUUGUCGUGGUGGGGAACUGGAACGCCGUGGAGCACACCGAGUGGGCCAAGAAGAACGUCGCCCGAUCCUACCAGCUCAAAGACGACGGAGUGCAGAAAGUCAAGCUGGUCUCCCACUUCUACGGCCACGGGGAUGUGUGUGAUCUGACAGGGAAGCCCAGACAGGUCAUUGUCAAGCUCAAAUGUAAGGAGUCUGAGUCUCCCCAUGCUGUCACUGUCUAUAUGCUGGAGCCUCAGACUUGUCAGUACAUCCUUGGGGUUGAGUCUCCAGUCAUAUGCAGGAUUCUUGACACUGCUGAUGAAUUUGGACUUCUGUCAAUCUCCAGCUAGGCUAACAAAGGUCGUAUGACGGCAACGGCUCAUGAAGGACAAAGAGAGGACGGACAGAUGGAGGCGCACUUGAAAAGAGAGAAUAUUUAUCAUAAAAAAGAAGGCUAUUUGGUGGAGGACGAUGAAUGCCCGUGGCACUGCGCUAAAAGCCAAAAUCAAGGUUUAACUGAGGUUAAACUCGCUCCUGAGGCUGGACUUCACGUAGCCUCGGAGCCCAGCCUCAGCUUGUGCCGCGAUCUGGGCCACAUCAUCCAGGUACAUCGCAGCCUAAUUCAGCAGGCUAGCUCAGACUUGAAAACACAGAGAAGGCAGUGGAUUUAUUGCCUCUACUCCAUAUCUAUGCUUCACUUUGUGUUGAUUAAUUGCAAGCAAAGGAGUGAUGAAUCAGGGGAUUCGUAAUCAUCAGGGGAAUCACGUUGUUCAUGGUGGUUUUAAUGUCUUUAAAGUUUAUUUGUGCUUAUGUGUGUUUGGUAUGAAAAUGAGUAGCUGCUUGAUUGCUGCACUUUGUACUUAUAGAAAGGGGGGGAAGAGCAAGUGUGAAAAUGUUGUGCAGCUGUGAGAAUGUGUGCUGUGUUCAUUUAUUGGAUGCGUGAGUGUAAGUUAUGCAUUAGAGGCUGCCGUGGAAUCGUAAAAAAAGUGAGUGGUUGAUUAAAGUUUCCUUUAGGUUUGUUGGAUGUACAGAAUGUCUGUGGGUUCCUGUAAGAGGUAUUCUGUGGUUUUAUGAAGAUGCACACUGGGAUCCUGAUUACUGCUGUAUCACAGGGAUACAAACCAAUGCAUUUGCAGCAAAGAAUAAAACUCAAACGUGAAACCUCA